Baudoinia panamericana UAMH 10762 is the source of this 627-nucleotide messenger RNA. RefSeq lists its product as uncharacterized. The record is from RefSeq and is a predicted model, not a curated record. Bases 1 to 627 code for a protein of 208 amino acids. The transcript has a single exon. Lineage: Eukaryota; Fungi; Ascomycota; Dothideomycetes; Mycosphaerellales; Teratosphaeriaceae.
AUGGGCUCCUCUACUUCCAAAGCAGCGCGUGCGACGGGCAGCGCUGCUCGCCGAUACCCAAGCAGAACAUCACCAUCGACGUCUACCAAUGCUCCGCCACGACGACCACCACCUGCGCCAGAACAUCGACCAGGACCCACCGUUCGCCCACAGCCGCAAGUGAGCACUACAAGGGACGAAGCAAUCAACCUCGACGCCUCAGACCCUGCGUUUGCUCGCUCCCUACGGUCCAUCGGGCCCGUCCAGCCCAAUCCAACGCUUUCGCCGUCAUCCGCAUUUCCACAGCCCAACAACUCCAACAACCCAUCCCAAGCGCCGCGGCCGGCAGGCCCUGACCCUCGAAGGAAUCCAGCUUUAGCCGUUCUGGAUGCUAGAGCCCGGUUGCAAGAUCAGGCGGACAAGGAACUUCAGCAGGCGGGCAGAAGGGGCCAUGAAGGUCGGCAGUUCUUGGAUGUCUUCAUGAUCAGAGAGAUCUUGGUGCAGCGGGAUGAGAAGGGUAAGAGCGCUGCAGAGAUCGAACGGGGAAUGGGUCUACGGAGUGGCGUCGUAGAGAGACUGGGUCCAGCGGGUAUGGUGGGAGUUGCGCAGGAGCAGGGUCGGGCGCAGAAAGGUGUGGAUAUGGUAUGA